This is a messenger RNA of Leptinotarsa decemlineata (Colorado potato beetle), 1351 nucleotides long. RefSeq lists its product as uncharacterized. Lineage: Eukaryota; Metazoa; Arthropoda; Insecta; Coleoptera; Chrysomelidae. Gene Ontology annotation, molecular function: protein binding. The record is from RefSeq and is a predicted model, not a curated record.
AAGAGGCUCUUAUCACUUAAUAUAAAUUCGUUUUCUUUCUGGGAAAAACCAUAAAUGUAGUUUACCUAAAAAAUUCAUACAGUUUAAAUAUUGUCGCAGUUAUUUAUGUACAAAUUGGACAGUGUAUUAAAACAGGAUCAACAUAAGGUUUGAAAUACGUUGUCGAGUAUGAGACUACUCUUUGAUGCUGUGAAAUCCGGGGAUUUGGAGGCAGUAAAAACACACUUGGAGGCUGUUCCUGUAGGAAGGUGGGAUACAGACAAUGCAGGCAACACUCCUCUACAUAUUGCUUUCAAACCAAAGUAUAAUAAAGCUUUGAACAUUUUCUAUGAAUUUGACAUUACCAGCGACGUGUUCAAUCAAAGAAAUAAUGACGGUUAUAGCAUUCUUCACUAUGCUGCCCAACAGAAGAACUUAGACUGGACGAAAAAAAUUCUAAGCUGUCCUGAAAUUGAUAUAGAUACAGAAAAUUUAUAUGGAAACACACCUUUCAUGCUUAGUGUAAUCAAUAAUGAACUUAAGAUCGCAGAGCUCUUGAAGGACAAAAAUGCCGACAUCAAUCACAGCAACCACAAAAAAUGGACUGCAUUACACUUCACUGCUUCAAAAGGAUUACUGGAAUGUUCUGAACAACUUAUCAAGUGGGGAGCCAAAUUAGAUAUGAAAAAUAAUUUUGGAGCAACCCCUCUGAUUAGAGCUAGCAUUAACGGAAACGUGCAAAUCGUCGAGUGUCUUUUGAAACAUGAUGUUGAUGUCAACUCUCUUGAUAUCAACAAGUGGACAUCAGUACAUCAUGCUGCCAAGAGGGGACAUAUCAAUAUUCUUCGUUUGUUGUUAGAGAGAAAAGCCGAGGUUGAUGGCGUGAAUGAGUCUGGAAAUACUCCGUUGAUCAUAGCAUGUCUGAAUAACUCUCCUGAAGCUGUUGGUAUAUUACUAGAUCACCAUGCUGACGUGAAUUUUCGUUCAAAUCAAGGAACUACUGCUCUGGAUAUUGCCACCAGAGAAAAACACAAUGACUGCACUUCUAUAAUCGAAAAAAAGAUAAGAGAAAAACAUUUAACACUGAGCAAUACGUAUCAAGCUGUUGGAAUUUUACGUAACAACGAUGAUUUCCGAGAUGAAGAAGACAUUAUAGAAAGUAUGAGGGAGAAGAAGAAUCAUGAGUGGGGUAAUAUGCCUAGAAAAUCAAAGAAUGCGAAGAAUUGGAAGAGAGGCAGGCAAUCCGAAAUGGCUGACAAAGAAUUUUCCCAUAACUGAUGGGAAAAUGAGUAUUUUCUGAUCACUUUAUUGAAAUCGAUGAUUGAAUGGUCAUAAUAGUGAAUAAAUGGAUUAUAAAAAAUAUUUUACUUCA